AUGGCGAAACCUCCACGAGAAAUAUACACUAUUUGUCGGCUUUGCUUGUGCGAUGACGAAGAACUUCUUAGUCCUGCCAUCCAAAUAAUGGAUUCAUCGCUUUCGAUCCAAGAUAUAGAACGUUUCACAGGCAUCCUGCUAAAUGCGGACAACAUGUUAAACGCACUGUGUUCGGAGUGCAUCAAUAAGCUACGAGAAUCUGUAUACUUUCGCAAUACUUGCGUAAGCAAUGAUGUUGUUUUCAAGCAGCUGUUCGAGGUAUUGACAUCUUUGGGACGUCAUAUUCAAAGUCACACUAAUGAUGCCAGAUAUACCUGUCCGCAUUGUCCAAUUAAAAUGGUGGAACGCUCCAAUCUUUUAAGGCAUAUAAAUGCAGUACAUCUAAAGAAAGUAGUUAAGUCCUGCGAAAUAUGCGGAAAAGGUUUUACCCACAACAACACCUACAUUUCGCACAUGCGUUCACAUCACGGUGUUGGGGAAAUUUAUGAAUGUAAACUAUGCCCGAAACAAUACAAAUAUCCAAGCAACUUAAGGGAUCAUGUUAAGAAAGCUCACGUAUUUGAGUCUACCAGCUAA
Molecule: messenger RNA, 576 nt
Organism: Anopheles nili
Lineage: Eukaryota; Metazoa; Arthropoda; Insecta; Diptera; Culicidae
Product: zinc finger protein 77-like
Exons: 5
Coding region: 1-576 (191 amino acids)
Biological process (GO): regulation of transcription by RNA polymerase II
Cellular component (GO): chromosome; nucleus
Molecular function (GO): chromatin insulator sequence binding; zinc ion binding
Source: RefSeq, a predicted model, not a curated record